Triticum aestivum (bread wheat) is the source of this 1387-nucleotide messenger RNA. RefSeq names its product putative F-box protein At4g09190. Gene Ontology annotation, molecular function: protein binding. Bases 87 to 1304 code for a protein of 405 amino acids. Lineage: Eukaryota; Viridiplantae; Streptophyta; Magnoliopsida; Poales; Poaceae. The record is from RefSeq and is a predicted model, not a curated record. The transcript has a single exon.
CCGACGCCCGUUGUUUAAGUUCCGCUCAGAGCCAUAUAUAACUGAUUCAUACGCUCUCAUCUUCUGCGGAUCCAAAGGCUUCUGCCAUGGCGGGGAAGAGAUGUGCAGAUCUCCCCGCGUCUCCACAGCCGCCUCGCAAGAAGUUCGCCUUCAUCGGCACGCCGUGCUCACGGCCGUCUCUUGCCAGCAUCCCAGACGACCUGACCAUCGAGAUCCUAUCACGGCUCCCGGCCAAGUCCGCGGCGAGGCUCAAGUGCGUCUGCAAGGGGUGGCUCGCCGUGAUAUCCAGCCGGCGCUUCGCCGACGCGCACCGAGAGCUCUCAAAGCCUCGGCCAAGGAUGCUCAUACUGCCUUGCGAGUACUCCCCAGAGAAGAAGACCGCGUUCUCGAUGAGAUUCUACGAGUACAAUGGCGGCCUUGCGUCAAGCGAGCAGUUUCCGACGGGCAUUGGUCGAUGGACCCAGCCCCUGCAUUGCGACGGCCUGAUCCUCACCUCCACCAGUGACCAGGAGAUAAUGGUCCGCAACCUUCUGACCGGAGAGUUUGUUUUCCUGCCCAAGGGCAGCCAGAACCAAGAGCAGCACCACCGCGUCGGGUUUGGUUUCGACCCACGUAGCAGAAAGUACAAAGCGGCGAGGUAUUUCUACCAGAGGCAACACGGCGUUGCCUCUGAGAGCGUCUGCAGGUUCGAGGUGCUCACCCUGGGAACCAACAGCUUCUGGAGGCGAACCGCCGAUCCUCCGUACCCGAUUCGCGCGGUAACGCCGGCUCACGCCCGAGGCUUCAUUUACCGGAGAGUUGAUCUGCCGGAUGAAAUCAGCCCCGACGUGUUCAUCCGCUUCAGCUUAGCUGACGAGACUUUCAGCCUGAUCCCGUAUCCUCCGUGUGACGCGCAGCCUGUGGGUUUCGUAGAACUGGAGGGCGAGCUGUGCUGUGCUUGCUUCGCAAAGCCGUGUGAGGUGGUGGAGAUCUGGGCUUGUGAUGAUACGACGGAUGCGCCGGCAUGGACUCGACGCCUCGUCGUCCCGCUUCCGCCGGAGGUUGUUGUGCCGGUCCCUGGUGGGCUUUUCAGAUGCCCCAAAGUUGCGUUUCACGGCAAGGAUUUGCUGUUUGUUAUUGCUGACCGCGAACUGUUCCGGUAUAACAUUGGAAAUGCCACGAUGAGGAAGGUUCCUGUGGCGAUCAAGGACUUGUGGUACUAUCAACCUGAUAGGAACAAUCACCUCCCGUAUUCGGGUAAGAAAAUGACUUUCGAAACCGUUAAUUAUGUGGAGAGUCUUGUGCAGAUAAGUGAGUACACAUAAUUACAAUUAAGCCCCUAAAAAAGGAGUAGCUAUUUACUGAAGUUGGCUGUACACUUUGUCUUUGUGAAGCACCUGGUUUCUUC